UCAUUUGCCCUCUUAUUUCUUUUUAACCGCUGCUGAAAAUAAUGUAACAAAUGGCAUUAGUUGUCGAGUAGUUCUGGAAUCUCAUCUCUUCCGUUUGUAUUUCAAACAACUAUGGCCGAAUUAUUUCUCUUCAGCAUAGCAGAGUCACUCAUAGCAAAGCUUGCUUCUCAUGCUUUUCAAGAAGCUUAUCGAGUGGUGGGUUUAUACCACGAUCUUCGAAACCUUAGAAAGACUCUCUCUUUAGUCAAGGCUGUUCUGUUAGAUGCUCAGCAAAAGCAAGAUCACAACCAUCAACUCCGCGAAUGGCUCACUCACCUUAAAACUGUCUUCUCCGAAGCCGAAGAUGUUUUGGAUGAACUUGAGUGUCAAACACUGCAAAACAAAGUGGUCAAAGCUCAUGGUAACACCAAAGACAAGGUAAGUCACUUCUUCUCCACUUCUAAUCCACUUCUUUUUCGCUACAAGAUGACACAACAAAUUAAAUAUAUCAACAAAAGACUAGACAAGGUUGCAGCGCAUAGGCAUAAGUUUAGUCUUCAAAUAAUUGAUGUUGACACACGUGUUGUUUAUCGGAGAGAUAUGACACACUCUCGUAUCAACAUUAAGAGACUCCCGAACUCUAUUUGCAAGCUCCAAAGUUUGCAAGUGUUGUUAAUUAAGGGAUGCAUGGAGCUGGAAGUAUUGCCCAAAGGAUUAAGACAAUUAAUCAAUAUCCGUCAUUUGGAGUUUAGCACAAAGCAAACUAUUUUGCCUGUGAAUGAGAUCGCCCAAUUGGGGUCGCUUGGAUACUUGUACAUUGAAUCAUGCCAUAAUGUGAAGUCCAUCUUUGGAGGUGUGAAAUUCCCUUCUCUUAAAACAUUGCGCAUUCUGAACUGUCAGAGUUUAAAGUCAAUGUCGCUGGAUGGUAAAAAUUUUCCUGAAUUAGAAACAUUGGUUGUUACGGACUGCGGUAAUUUGGACUUGGAACUGUGGAAGGGCGAUCAUGAAAAAGAAAGCCCGAAGCUGAAGUUAAAAUUUAUUGGAUUUAACAGUUUAUCACAGCUGGUGGCCCUGCCUAAAUGGCUUCAGGAAGCUGCCAAAUCCUUGCAGUGCUUGUAUGUUUUAAAUUGUGACAAUAUCGAAACACUUCCAGAUUGGUUAACUACUCUGACUGAUCUCAAAGCACUUGGUUUAAUAAAUUGUCCAAAUCUUUUAUCUCUGGCAGAUAACAUUCAUCACCACACUGCACUUGAAAGUUUGAGGAUUGAAGGUUGUGCUAACUUAUAUACAAAAUAUGAACCCAAUGUUGGAGAGUUUUGGUCCAAAAUAUCACACAUAAAAAACAUUGUGAUUGAUGAACCAGAAGAACCUAAGAAGAAUCAGAGGAAGAGGCCGACAUAGUCGGAAGCCCCUUAUUUUCUCUAUUUAUUAUUUUCUGGAUGUGUUUUUCAUAAU
This is a messenger RNA of Vigna umbellata (rice bean), 1434 nucleotides long. Lineage: Eukaryota; Viridiplantae; Streptophyta; Magnoliopsida; Fabales; Fabaceae. The record is from RefSeq and is a predicted model, not a curated record.